AAUGACGUUUCCACGGACACGUUGUCACACGAGUCUCCACAAGGUUCGAUUGUACGCACGCGCUUAAAAGUGGCAGUAAGAUUUUCGAUUCACAAUCGAGUUGCUACACAACAUUUUUUAAACUAAUUGGAAAACAACAAGCGUAGAAUGUCGGGAAAGUCAAAGGCAUUUACUAAGGAGGAAGAGCUCCUUCUUCAAGACUUCUCGCGGAACGUUUCGACGAAAUCUUCGGCGUUAUUUUAUGGGAAUGCAUUUAUCGUUUCGGCGAUCCCAAUCUGGCUCUUCUGGAGGAUUCACUUGAUCGACAUUUACGCGAACUUAAUUUCCUUCGUAUUAGUUACCUUAGUGAGCACGUACGCUCUUGCACUGGCAUACAAGAACACAAAGUUCGUACUGAAACACAAGAUCGCGGUGAAGAGAGAAGAUGCAGUGACAAAAGAAAUGAGCAGAAAGUUAGCAGAGGACAAGAAGAUGAGCAAGAAGGAGAAGGAUGAAAGGAUCUUGUGGAAGAAGAACGAAGUAGCCGAUUACGAAGCGACGACGUUCUCAAUUUUCUACAACAACGCCUUAUUUUUAGCUCUUAUAAUUGUAUCCUCUUUCUACAUUUUGAAAACGUUCGCACCAGCUGUAAAUUACAUCGUAUCCGUGGGUCUGACGAGCGCACUGUUAGCGUUGCUGUCAACUGGGUCGCAGUAAAAUAUAUUCGAUGUUCGAAUAUAAUCAUUCGAUGCUCAUAUAUUUGUGCGAUUUCAUCAUUUAUUUUAUAUCGUUAAGUUCGCGAGAGUGAAUGAGUACGUAUUAAAAUAAAACCAUUUUGUAUUUAUAGUAAA
Messenger RNA from Ceratina calcarata, 830 nucleotides. Its product is annotated as translocon-associated protein subunit gamma. The transcript is spliced from 4 exons. The coding region runs from base 148 to 696 and encodes 182 amino acids. The record is from RefSeq and is a predicted model, not a curated record. NCBI's taxonomy places the organism in Eukaryota, Metazoa, Arthropoda, Insecta, Hymenoptera, Apidae. Gene Ontology annotation, biological process: SRP-dependent cotranslational protein targeting to membrane. Gene Ontology annotation, cellular component: membrane; endoplasmic reticulum.